AUGAGCAACCGCAACCCAAAAGACUCAAUGAAAUCAACCUGGCGAACAGACAAAAGCCAAUGGGGCAUCCCGCACAAAAUCCUCAACCACGCCAACGUCUUCCACUCAGACCUCACCCGCCCAAUCCCCAUCCACGCCAAAACCGACAAACUCCCCCAUCUCCCAGACUGGCAAUCCCACCGCUGGAUCCUCCUCCACGCCAGCAUCCCCCUAGCCCUCCACCAGAUCUGGCUCCACUUCACCUCGACCCCCUUCCACCCCAUAAUAGCGUUUAUAUUCUACUACCAAGCCUCGCGCUUCUUCGCCUUCCGCCAACUGCGCUCCAUGCGCGAAUUGGGUCAUCAAUACGGCUACCUAGACGGCGACAAGCACGACCGCGACGGCGUGCCCGACGUCGGCGUCGGCAAAACGCUUCUAUCGGUAUUUCUGGCGGGGUUUGUGAGACCCGUGCUGACGACAUGGCUCACAUAUACGACCACAGAAGAACCGCUCUACAGCCUGCUCCAACAUCCUACGCGGGUCUUCUUUGAAAUAGCACUGUACAGUAUCGCGGUGGACUUUUGGUUCUACAUUUAUCACAGACUGAUGCACGAUGUCUCGCCGUUGUGGAAAUACCACCGCACGCACCAUUUGACCAAGCAUCCGAACCCGCUGUUGACGAUAUACGCCGACUCGGUGCAGGAGUUUUUUGAUAUUGCGGGGAUUCCGCUGCUGGCGUGGGGUACGAUGAAGCUUGGCGGGUUUCCGAUGGGGUUUUAUGAGUGGCAUGUUUGUCAGUUGUAUGUUCUCUUUGCGGAGGUUGCGGGGCAUAGUGGGUUGAGGAUUCAUGCUACUGUUCCGAAUCCGUUGGCGGAAGUUAUGAGGUGGUUUGGGAUGGAUCUUGUUAUUGAGGAUCAUGAUUUGCAUCAUCGGAAUGGGUGGAGGAGGAGUAUGAAUUAUGGGAAGCAGACGAGGAUUUGGGAUCGGGUUUUUGGGACGUGUGGGGAGAGGAUUGAGAGUCUGGAGGGGAAUGUUGAUUAUGGGAAGAAGGUUACUAUGCCCAUUUUUUGA
This is a messenger RNA of Penicillium manginii, 1050 nucleotides long. Its product is annotated as sterol desaturase family protein. NCBI's taxonomy places the organism in Eukaryota, Fungi, Ascomycota, Eurotiomycetes, Eurotiales, Aspergillaceae. Gene Ontology annotation, molecular function: iron ion binding; C-4 methylsterol oxidase activity. Gene Ontology annotation, biological process: ergosterol biosynthetic process. The record is from RefSeq and is a predicted model, not a curated record. The transcript has a single exon. The coding region runs from base 1 to 1050 and encodes 349 amino acids.